AUGCGGGACCGGCCCAGUGGAGAGCUGGACGAGGCGGAGGCCCAGCAGCUGAUCCUUCACCAUAUCGAUGCAGACGACUACGGGCGUCCGGUAGUGCACUCUGUGCCGACCGCGGGCGGUCACGAGGACCAGCCGUACGAUCCGAGCCGCUCGGUCGAGGCCAAGAUGCAGGGGCGCAAGGCAAACGACGACGAUAUUGAAAAGACGGGGCGCCCCGAGUGGCUCAGCAAGGUGAGCCUCGAGAGCGUUCCGCGUCCCUUUCGCCGGGUCGUCGCGGCGGCGGCGGCAGCCGCGUUCCUGCUCCUGCUCUUUGGCGUGUUCUACUUUGCCCUCGGGCCGCACGCGCCACCGCACGAAACGACGCACGCCUCGCCGCAAAACGUCGUAGAAGAGGCGCACGCCAAGCCGUCGCUCGGCACGUACAUCGGUUACCCUGGCACGUACAAGACCGGCGUACCCCCCGAAUAUGCGCAGGAGAUGGACCCUGCGCCGUCCAAGACACGCGGCGUCUCGCCGAUCCAGACCGGCGUGCCCGGCUUUGGCGAGUCGUUCAACCCAUUUCGGCACAUGGGGCCGCUAUCGCCGUACUAUUCUGCGCAGUGGGGCUCGGUCGACAAUGCCAAGUACCUCGUGACGCCGCGCAUGUCGAGCGGCGUGUGCACACUCUCCCAGGUGCACAUUCUGCACCGCCACGGCUCGCGGUACCCCACCGGCGGCGCCCCGACGCAGCUCGUGCGCGAUCUCGUCAAGAAGCGUGGCGAGACGCACGCCGAGUUCUCUGGUCCCUUGGCGUUUUUGAACACGUACGAGUACCGUGUCGGCGAGGAGCUCCUCGUGCCGCUCGGCCGCGAGCAGCUGCAUAUGUCCGGCGUCAAGUCCGCGAUCGACUAUGGCGCGCUGGCGGAGCGUGAUCUGAAGCAGAACAAGAAGCUGUUUGUGCGCACCGGCAGCCAGCAGCGCAUUGUCGACAGCGCCCUCGCCUGGUCGGCCGGUUUCUGGGGCAACCCCUGGCCGGAAAAGACCGACUUUGAAGUGCAGAUCGAGGAGAACCACUUUAACACGACGCUCGCGCCCAACUUUGCGUGCAGCGCCGCGGCCGAGUCGUUUGCCGUGCAGGACUAUGUCAACGAAUACCUGGCGCACACCACCGCCGAGCUGCAGAAGCAUGCCAAGAAUGUAAAGCUCACGCCGAUGCUCGUGCACGGCAUGCAGCAGCUGUGCUCGUACGACACGGUGGCCUUUGGCCAGAGCCCCUUUUGCAGCCUCUUUUCCGAAGCGGACUGGCGUGGCUACGAGUUUGCGUGGGACCAGCGCUUCUUUUACGACUACGGCCCCGGCGCCGAGGCCGGCGCCGCGAUGGGCCUCGGGUGGGUGAACGAGUUUGUGAGCCGCUUGACGCACACGCCAUGGAACGCGGCGACACAGACGUCGGAGAAUGCGACCUUUAACCGCGACCCCAAGCUCUUCCCGGUGGACCGUGCGAUCUACGCCGACUUUACGCACGACUCGGUGCUGACAAGCGUCCUUGCGGCGCUGCGCCUCAAGGAGUUUGCCAAGCCGCCGGUGCUGGCCGACAAGAAGCGCACGUUCCGCACGUCGCACGUCGUGCCCUUCUCUGCGCGCAUGAUCUUUGAAAAGUACGACUGCGCGGCGCCGCUCGGGAAGCGAGACGCGACGUCGUACAUGCGCAUGAAGCUCAACGACGCCAUCGUGCCGCUCGGCCAGCUGUCCAAGUGCCCCGAGCGCGCGGACGGGCUGUGCCCCCUGAGCGACUUCCUCGCCUCGCUCGCCGACCGCAACGACCAGGGCUGGUGGGACAAGUGUGAAAAAUAG
Molecule: messenger RNA, 1833 nt
Organism: Malassezia japonica
Lineage: Eukaryota; Fungi; Basidiomycota; Malasseziomycetes; Malasseziales; Malasseziaceae
Exons: 2
Coding region: 1-1833 (610 amino acids)
Molecular function (GO): acid phosphatase activity
Source: RefSeq, a predicted model, not a curated record